UGCCGUACAGCAGAGCAACAUGUCCAACGUGAGAGUUUGAAUUAUCGAGAUAUUAAUCUGAUCUCAAAUCAGAAGAUACCGCACAGUUAUACGACAACAUGUCGGAUCUCAAGAUUAACAAGAAGUUUGCAGAGAAGUAUGAGAAAUAUCGCCAGAAAGAGGAACUGCAGAGACUGAAGGACCGUUAUGGAGACCAGGAAGAGGAAAAUUCAUCAAACUCCUCCGAAUCUGACUCUGAUGACAGUGAAGUGGAGCUGGAUCCAAAGCUAGACAGAGAUUUUUACAGAACUCUCUCGCUUCUGAAGAAAAAGGAUCCAAAGAUCUAUCAGAAAGAUGCCAAAUUCUACACAGAAGAAACAUCUGGGUCAGGCAGCGAUGAGCAACCGUCCACUUCGAAACAGUCAGAGAAACCCAUGUUCCUUAAGGACUAUGAGAGGAAAGUCAUCCUGGAGAGAGGAGGAAAAUAUGAAGACGAUGACAGUGCUGAUGAAGAAAUCUCCGCAAAGAUGCAGGAGAGAGCUGCAUCUCCCACAUACAUCCAGGAGCAAAAGGAGAUACAGGAAAGUUUGCGCAAGUUUGUUCAAGACAGUGAUGAUGAGGACAGUGAUGGUGACGGACAGUUUUUGACACGGAGGACCAAAACACAAGAGGAAAAAGACAAAGAGGAAGCUGACUAUGUGGAAUGGCUGAAGGGUCAAACAGAGCUGGAUGAGAAAGAAGAACUUAAGGACAUGAAAUAUCUGCGGGACUACUGGAACAAUCCUCAGUUAGAUGAGAAAGAGUCUUUCCUGCGGGACUUCAUGCUCAACAAGGGCUACAUGGAGGAGGAGGAUGAAGAGAGGAUCCCCACAUAUAAUGAGCUCAUGCAGGAUGAUGUGGAUGAUUCUGAGGAUGAAGGAGAAUCAUUUCUGCAUAAACAGGAAGACUUUGAGAGGCAUUACAACUUCCGCUUUGAGGAGCCUGAUGCUGGAAAAGUCAAAACAUAUCCCCGCAACAUUGCAACUUCUGUCCGCAGCAAAGACGACAGGAGAAAGAGGAAGAGAGAAGAGGUUAAAGAAAGGAAGAAGAAGGAGAAGGAACAGAAGCAGCAGCAGUUGAAGGAACUGAAGAACCUAAAGCGAGCAGAGAUCAUGGAUAAACUGAAAAAACUGCAGGAGCUAACUGGAAAUGAACAGCUAGCCUUCAAUGAUGUUGACCUGGACGGAGACUUUGACCCUCAGCAACACGACCAGCUUAUGCAGAAGGUCUUUGGUGAUGAAUACUAUGAAGAGAAUGAAGAAGAAAAACCACAGUUUGAAGGCGAUGAGGAAUUUGAAGAAAAUUGGAACUGGGAUACAUGGGUGGGAAAACAGCAGAAUGAGGAAGAGUAUGACCACAAGGAAGACUAUACUGCGGAGGAACACUACCAGCCCAACUGUGAUGAUCCUGACUUUAUCAUGGAUGCUGAUUACGACCCAAGCCAACAGGCCGUUUCUAAAAAGAAAAGAAAAAAAGAGAGAGAGGAGAAGAAAAAGAAGAGCAAAGAGGACGUCCCACUCAUGGGAAAGAAGAGGAAAAAGUCCCACUUUGCAGAGAUCAUCAGCAAAAGCAAGCCUGUCUUUGAUCCAAACGAGAAGAGCUUCGAGCAGUACUUGGACGAGUACUAUAAACUGGACUUUGAGGACAUCAUUGAUGACCUGCCGUGCAGAUUUCGCUACCGAGAAGUGGUAGCCAAUGACUUUGGGCUGAGCACUGAUGAGAUUCUGAAUGCAGGUGAUAAGGAGUUGAACCGCUGGUGCUCACUAAGGAAGACCUGCAUGUACAGGUCAGAAAGGGAGGAACUCUGUGACCUGAAGAACUUCCAGAUAAAAGCACGCAAUGUCAAGAAGAAACAGCAAGUGUUCGUGUCUUUGUUUAAUGAAAAUGAUGGUCAGGAGGAGCAAAAGGAUACCAAGGGGAAGGUGGGAAAGAAGAGGAGGGAUCGUCUAAAGAAAGCCGAGCUCACGGAGAAGAGCGACACCACUGUGACUGAAGAAACAGCUGAACCUCCUCCAGCAGAGCAAGCAGAUGUCCAGGACCUCAAAGCGACCAUCGCAAAUGAUGAAGAGGAGGAUGACGAGGAGUUCCUGGUUCCUAAGAAAAAGAUGAAGACGGCAGAGACUGUGGUAACCAAGAGGAAAGAGGCAGAUGUUGAAAGAACUGAAAAACCCAAAAGACCCAGAAAGAAAAUGCGUCGCUCAGGUGGACGGCGGCAGCUGAAGUCCAUGACGGUGAAGAUGGCCGGUCGAGAAUUCAGCAGACAGAGACUACAAGCCUACGGGCUCAAUCCAAAGAGACUCCACUUCAGAGAGCUGUACAGACAGAAACGGAAAGAGCGAGAGAAACAGGAAAAGCAGCAGAAGAAGAGCAAACAGUGAUGCUGGAAAUCAACACCAUUUUGAUUGAGCUGUUUUUAAGGGACCAGGAACCGCUGAAAAUAGGAAAUUGCAUUAUUAACAUGUUCAUUUCAAUCUUGAAAGUUUCUGAAUCAUUGCUGAAAGCUUUCUCUGUUUUUCUUUUUUAAUUAAAAGAGUUUUUGUGGAA
Danio rerio (zebrafish) is the source of this 2562-nucleotide messenger RNA. RefSeq names its product KRI1 homolog (gene kri1). NCBI's taxonomy places the organism in Eukaryota, Metazoa, Chordata, Actinopteri, Cypriniformes, Danionidae. The record is from RefSeq and is marked provisional.